ACUUUAUUGGCUUGAAUGGGUUAUUUAUAAAACGCACAUGAGCAAAAAAAGCUCAAGACAAUAAGACAUUUUAUUUUGCAAGUUGUAAUCUUCGAUUAUACGUGUAUAACCCACAGAAAAAACAAGAAUCUGGAGCUGUUGUAAUCUCAUCAUCACAGUAUGUCUACCGGACAAGCGCCGGAGAAGUCUACUUUUUCCCGGAGAUGUAGUUUGCUCAGUCGCUACUUGAAGGAGAAGGGAAGUUUCGGGAAUAUAGAUAUUGAGUUGGCUCGAAAAUCCGAUCUUGUGCUCGCCGGAAAAUCCAAUAUCAGAGGUCAACAAAAUGCGAUAAAGAAGGCAGAUGAGUCGGAAACCAGACCCUUCGAGUUUACUCAGAAACUUUCCAUUGGUGAAGCCUCUACUUAUUCCGGAGGCAAAGCCAGAGGUGACGAUCUCAGUAUUGUACAAGCAAGCAUAGUACCGGAGCCUAAAAAUUCCCAGCUGACCAUAUUCUUUGGAGGAAAAGUAAUGGUUUACGACGAGUUUCCUGAAGACAAAGCCAAGGAGAUAAUGGAAGCAGCGAAAGAAGCGAGUUUAGUUGCUGUUGAUUCAAAGAAAACUCAGAGUCACAUGGAUCUCGACAUGAACACCACCAGCAACAAAAGCAGCGUGGAGAUACCUGAUCUGAACGAGCCAACGAGUUCUGAUAACAACGAUGAUCAUGAUCAGACAAAACAUCAACAUCAAGUCGUGGAACGCAUUGCAAGAAGAGCCUCUCUUCAUCGGUUCUUUGCUAAACGAAAAGACAGGGCUGUGGCUAGAGCUCCAUAUCAAGUGAACCAAAACGGUGGUCAUCUUCCUCCCAAGCCACAAAUGGUUGAUCCAUCGGUAGAGCCAGGACGAUCCUCGCGACAGCCUGUGACUCUUCCCAAACAGAAGAGACAUAACGAUAGUAUGUUAAUUGAAGAGGACGAAGAAGGAGGACGGUGUUCGAAAGAUCUCGAACUCAAACUUUAGGAUAUAUAAACAAAUUUCAUGAGUUCACAUUUAUUUAGGAUUUGAUGUCACAGAUUUAUGAUUUUAUACAUUCUUCAAUAUAUUUUUCUUCUCUUUCUAAAGGUAUAUUAUUCCAUA
Eutrema salsugineum is the source of this 1113-nucleotide messenger RNA. Its product is annotated as protein TIFY 11B. Lineage: Eukaryota; Viridiplantae; Streptophyta; Magnoliopsida; Brassicales; Brassicaceae. The transcript has 4 exons. Gene Ontology annotation, cellular component: nucleus. The record is from RefSeq and is a predicted model, not a curated record. Gene Ontology annotation, biological process: regulation of defense response; regulation of jasmonic acid mediated signaling pathway; response to wounding. Bases 160 to 996 code for a protein of 278 amino acids.